Messenger RNA from Megachile rotundata (alfalfa leafcutting bee), 1120 nucleotides. RefSeq names its product fibrinogen alpha chain-like. Lineage: Eukaryota; Metazoa; Arthropoda; Insecta; Hymenoptera; Megachilidae. The record is from RefSeq and is a predicted model, not a curated record.
AGUAGUCUAAAUGUACUGUGGUAUCAACACAAUAUUGUAGUAGACUACUAGGGUGUAAUAGGUGACAGGAUGCUGGAACAUUGGGAUACUGAAAUGUUGGUAUAAUAGAAUAUGGGAAUACUCGAAUGUAGAGAUGCUGAGGUGGGAUAAUACAAUGUUGGGAUACUCAAAUGUGGGGAUAGUGGAACGUGGGGACACUGGAACGUGGGGAUACUGAAGGUUGAAUGCUAAAAAGUGGGGACAGUGCAAUAUGAGGAUAGUGGAAGGUAGGUAUAGUGGGUCAGGGGGGUACUGGAACGUGACAAUACUAGAAGGUGGGGAUACUGGAACGUGGGGGUACCAGAAGGUGGGGAUACUGGAACGUGGGGGUACCAGAAGGUGGGGAUACUGGAACGUGGGGGUACCAGAAGGUGGGGAUACUGGAACGUGGGGGUACCAGAAGGUGGGGAUACUGGAACGUGGGGGUACCAGAAGGUGGGGAUACUGGAACGUGGGGGUACCAGAAGGUGGGGAUACUGGAACGUGGGGGUACCAGAAGGUGGGGAUACUGGAACGUGGGGGUACCAGAAGGUGGGGAUACUGGAACGUGGGGGUACCAGAAGGUGGGGAUACUGGAACGUGAGGAUACUAGAAAGUGGGGAUAGUGGAACGUGGGGAUACUGGAAUGUGGGGAUACUAGAAGGUGGGGAUAGUGGAACGUGGGGGUACUGGAACGUGGGGAUACUGGAAGGUGGGGAUAGUGGAACGUGGGGGUACUGGAACGUAGAGAUACUAGAAGGUGGGGACAGUGGAGCGUGGUGGUACUGGAACGUGGGGAUACUAGAAGGUGGGGAUAAUGGAAUGUGGGGAUACUAGAAGGUGGGGAUAGUGGAGCGUGGGGGUACUGGAACGUGAAGAUACUAGAAGGUGGGGAUAGUGAAGCGUGGAAUACUAGAAGGUAGAGAUAGUGGAACGUGGGGAUACUAGAUGGUACGGAUAGUGGAGCGUGGGGGUACUGGAACGUGAGAAUACUAGAAGGUGGGGAUACUGGAACGUGAAAAUACUAGAAGGUGGGGAUACUGGAACGUGGAGAUACCAGAAGGUGGGGAUACUAGAACGUGGGGGUACCAGAAGGUGGGGA